Uloborus diversus is the source of this 1325-nucleotide messenger RNA. RefSeq names its product receptor expression-enhancing protein 5-like. The transcript has a single exon. NCBI's taxonomy places the organism in Eukaryota, Metazoa, Arthropoda, Arachnida, Araneae, Uloboridae. Bases 179 to 694 code for a protein of 171 amino acids. The record is from RefSeq and is a predicted model, not a curated record.
GAGAUUAUUCCAGAACGGGAGAGGGGGAGAAAAAAAAAGAUCGUCUUGUCCCUCCACAAGCGCUGUCUAUCGCGAGCUAACAGAUCUUCAGAAGUUGUAACCGAAAGCUUCUCCUCUGUUUGUUCUUCGUCCUGUUUCAGUUCACUUAAAGUAGGACCCGUGUCCGAGUUCGAUCAAAAUGUUUUCGAUAAACACUGCCCUGAUAAACCUGGACAAAAAGCUCCAGGAAGAGAACAAAUUUAACGAGUACUUGAUAAAAGUUGAAAAAUCUACUGGAAUCGAACGGCGAAAGAUAGUCCUAGGCACCUGCUUUGUCCUAGGUUUCCUAGUCAUCAUAGGAUACGGUGCUCAGCUCAUCUGCAAUGGCAUUGGCUUCGCAUAUCCCGCCUACGCAUCCAUAUUGGCUAUCGAGAGCAAGAACAAGGAGGAUGAUACCUGUUGGCUAACGUACUGGGUGGUGUUCGCUGGGCUGGCCCUCAUCGAGUUCUUUUCGGACUUCAUCCUUGCCCUUAUCCCUUUCUACUGGAUGCUCAAGUGCAUGUUCCUCAUCUGGUGCUUCCUGCCGUGGCGGCUCAACGGAUCCAGGUUCAUUUACUACAGGUUCAUCCGGCCAGUCUUCCUGACUCAUCUUGGGGAACCAGAGGAAGCUUCUUCUGAGGACAACUCCCCCGGGGAACACGAGAAGUCAAACUAAAUUGCUCCGAAUUUUGUGGCUUGGGACAAGGUUCUUUCCAUGUUUUUCCUCCUUCUGACGUGAUCGAUUGUGAUUCAUCGAACGAAUGACUCGAAGCACCGAAGAAUGAACCCUCGGAUGAAUAAGCUCGCCAAGAAGUGUCGUCAGCGAUUGUCGGAAAUUACAGUGCCAGAAGCUUUUGGGAUUUUUUCAUAAAAAUCAAAAUAGUUCAUCCUAAGAUUCGCGUCGAAUCGAAUAUCUACAGUGAACUUGUAUGAAGGAAUUUCGUCUCCCGUUUGCAAGAAGAUACAUUUGUGUUUUUUGUUACUGUAGGUAGAUGCUGAAUCGGUAAAUUUAGUUCAAUUUGUACUGGUUAUUCAAAUUAGUUUUAUCACAUAUCUGCAGUGAUCCGAAAAUGAAUCUCUCAAGCAACUGAUCUCAAAGUGGGAAAUUCUUGGCUUCUAAUAAUUUUGUCUUGAAGAAAAAUGAAGUGUUCGAACGGUCCAAACUUUGAGGACACUGCUAUCUGACAAUAGUGUUGAGAAAGUCAUUGCAUUUUAAAACAUCUUCCUUCUAAAAACAUAUCAGUUUCACGUAGUUAGUGCCUGUGACCUAUCAGAACCGUUGGAUAUAAAAUUGUUUUUAUGAGGUA